UUCUAUUCCCUAUCCAAGGGUAUGCAAGGAAAGAGACAAGCGGCAAAAAUGUCGAGCAUGUUGCCUGGCCAAAAGGUAGGAAAAGCCGGGAAAAGGAAAACUUUUAUGCGCUGAUGUCGCUGGCGAACACAGCUUUUGCCUUUUAUGUCCUUGUCGUCUCCUAUCAGUGUAUGUAUAAAUAUAUGUUUAUAUAUAUACAUAUUCCCAAAUAUACAUAUAUGUAUGUAUGUCGUCUGGUACAAGUGUGUGAGUGCUUAUGGCGUUUUGUGUGACAUUUAUUGUCAUUUAACUGUGACAAAGUUUGGGGAUAAGCAUACACGGCAUCUGUACAAUGUCAUCCUCUUGGCUGGAUUGAUGGGCGGGCCUCGGAGUAGGCGUGGCAGGUUGUGCCCCGAAUUCGGAGCACAGUUCACUGCGACUUUAUUGUCUACGUCUGGGAAAAAUUAAUUUCGAAAACCCAUCGAUAUCGAAUUGCAGAAUCUUUCUUUGACAGUCCCAAAAAAAUGUUAAGCGAUCUGGAGAGCGUUGAAAAAGUCCUGCCAGCGGAAAAUGCAGCCACAGGUGGAUGGGGAAUGGGCGGCUUUCAGGGAAAUCCCUCGGACAUGGCCAAGGAAAAUCGCCGCGGAAGGGGAAACUUGUGCAUGAUCUUUCGUUUGGGAAAGCAUCCGCGUUGCGAGUUUGCCAAUGGACAUUUUCCAGCUGGUUCUGGUGCAGUCUUAAAUGACAACAAGAGAUGCAGAAUGAUCUGAAGUAAUUCUUUAACUAAAGAUGGAGCUUAUAGGACUAAAAUGUUUGUUACAAAAAGACUAAAUAAUU
Drosophila gunungcola (fruit fly) is the source of this 816-nucleotide messenger RNA. RefSeq lists its product as uncharacterized. The transcript is spliced from 2 exons. Bases 504 to 749 code for a protein of 81 amino acids. NCBI's taxonomy places the organism in Eukaryota, Metazoa, Arthropoda, Insecta, Diptera, Drosophilidae. The record is from RefSeq and is a predicted model, not a curated record.